Messenger RNA from Ilyonectria robusta, 2073 nucleotides. RefSeq lists its product as uncharacterized. Bases 1 to 2073 code for a protein of 690 amino acids. The record is from RefSeq and is a predicted model, not a curated record. The transcript is spliced from 4 exons. NCBI's taxonomy places the organism in Eukaryota, Fungi, Ascomycota, Sordariomycetes, Hypocreales, Nectriaceae.
AUGAAUUCCGCUGUCAUCAUACGAUCACUGAUUCGACAAGCACUCUCUUCCUUUCCCUUCGACGAGCUCGAUCCUAACCUGGCAGUGCCCCUAAUAGGGUAUCUCGAAGAAGUCAAAACCAAUUACUUUUCCAUGGACUCACUCAAGGAACUCUUUUCUAGGGUUUCGUCCCUCUUCGAAGACUGGUUCGUCGUUGUAGACGGAAUCGACGAAUGCCACGAUUCUCAUCAGCGCAUAUUGUAUGACGUCUUUUCCAGACUUCUCAGUGAUGCUGUAAUCUCGCAAAGAAUCAAGGUGUUGCUUUCCGGAAGAGAGACGACUAUCCAAGUCAUCGAUCGAAAUUUUGACUCUGUCACUCGCAUGGUCACCGGGGCCCGAGAGACUAGCAUUGACAUCAUAGCCUUUGCUGAAGAUGAGAUUCUUGAAACCAUUGCGAGCAAAGAAGAAGGGAUGUUUCUAUGGGUUUUCUUGACUAUCCAGGACAUAUGCUCUUGCAAAAGCGACAAGGAUAUUAAGAAUUCCCUGCCAGGCAUUCCUGCAAACCUGCCAGCUACUUUUAACCGUGCCCUGCAGCGUAUUGAGCAGCAGCAUAACCAAGAAAUUGCCACGGAUGUCUUUAGAUGGACAGCUGCUGUACUGAAGCCUCUCUCACUCGCCCAACUUCAAGAGGCUUUAUCUAUCGAGAUCGGGCAGCGCAACAUGGGCCCAGCAAGCUUCAUCAAUGGCAUCGAACGAAUAAACGGCUGGUGUGAGAAUCUGGUCCAUGUUGAGGAAGCAGAUAACACCAUUCAUUUCAGUCACCAUUCGGUACGAGAAUUUCUUCUACGCCCAGAAACUGGCCCAUUGAAAGUGUUUCAUCUGGACCGGGACGAAAUGAACCACCACGUGGGAGAAAUCUGCAUCACGUACCUGGGCCUUGAAAACUUCAGGACGACAGUCACUCAGCGACCACAAACUGAUAGGCACUCCCUUCCCGAACUCCCGCUGGCUGGUAUGGCGGAGCAGGCCGUCAAAACUGGUCUGCGAGACAGUCUAGGGGCCCGCGUUGGACGCCUUGCAAAUCUGGCGGUGAGAUCAAAUGCUCAGUCUGGGAGUCGCCGUCGGAGCCUCAGCCCGGUGCCAACCCUUAUUGUACCCGACAAUAAACCAACCGCUUCUAGCUUCAUGACAUUCCCGUUCCUGGAGUACGCCGCCAUCAACUGGUAUCGUCACAUUACUCAUUUCAGCGAAUCAAAUUCACAAACCUGGGUUACCUUGGGUAGGAUCCUCGUCGAGCCGCAUGUGGAUGUGAGAAUGCCAUGGUUGGAUAGAUCUUGGAGGCUACAAAAGGAUAUUGAUAUGACCCCUCGCCAUUCUUCAUCCCGCCUCAAGGAAUCCUUAACCCGAUUCAUUGACGACACAACUCUUUGGUCACUUGUCACUACCAUUUUCUAUGCUUCCCGCUGUAGCAAUGAUGGUCUCACCUGUCGAGCAAUGCUGCUCUUUGGCGAGAGGGGAGAGGAUCAAAGACUACUCUCCGCAAUGCUUCAUUAUAUGGUCAUCGACAUGAAACACGAUGGGUGCCUUAACAGAUGCAUACCAAGAGUACAGAAGCGUUUGAAUCAUCAGACACUGGUGGCGUACAUGACGAAGUGCAUAGCGGAUGGUGCGAGAUAUUGGGUGCGCUUUGAAGAUGACGACAAUCACGAGUGUGAUUGUUCAGAAAUCCAAAAGGGGCUUGGUAUUCAUGCAGAGGUCUGUGAGAUCCUGUAUACAAGCCACAAUAUCCUGCCGCACAGUGUGCUGAGAGUAUUUGCCUACAUCUCCGCCCGGGGAACAAACGACAUGACUUUCUUAGAGGCUUGCGCAUCCUGCGAUGCUGAUCCACAACUCGUAUCAAUGGCGAAGACGCCUUUUAGGAAGAAAAGCGUCAUCGACCUCGCCGCAGAAGGUGAUGGUUUUGCGCUGAUCCAGUCCUUCUUCCAGUGGUUGGAUGACACAAUGGAGACAGACAUAACAGAAGCGACGGUCCGAAGCAUGCUGUUCAAUGGGCUAUUGACUGCCCUUGCACCUGUUCGACGGAUUCUCUUCUGA